Molecule: messenger RNA, 2213 nt
Organism: Folsomia candida
Lineage: Eukaryota; Metazoa; Arthropoda; Collembola; Entomobryomorpha; Isotomidae
Gene: Arfip
Product: arfaptin-2
Exons: 7
Coding region: 341-1522 (393 amino acids)
Biological process (GO): regulation of Arp2/3 complex-mediated actin nucleation; intracellular protein transport
Cellular component (GO): trans-Golgi network membrane
Molecular function (GO): protein domain specific binding; phospholipid binding
Source: RefSeq, a predicted model, not a curated record
GUGGCAAUUGUACCGUGUGACAGGACAGCAGCCGGUGUAGUAUUAUUUACCUAAAUAUGGUGGUUCUUCUGGCAUCCAUGUAUGUUUAGCUGUGUAGCUUAAUAAUUUUUACAAUAAUUGUCAUAAAUUCUCAUCACUUUUUUUGUUGUACAUCUGCACAUUUUGUCUGCGAUUGCUCCUGUCGGUUGAUUUGAUGGGUUUUAUUUUAUCUCUCGAGACACGAGUUGGAAAGGAUUUUCAUCAAAGCGAUUGUUGAUUAUUUGUGUUUCGUUGUAUUACUAAAUUGGAAAUAUUUAAUAGUUAGGAAGAGGUGAAAUAGGAGUAUUUAUUUAGAGACAAGAUGAUGGAAGAUAGCAAGCAGGAAACGGGUGGACAAGGGGACACUGUCGUGUCUACUUUGAGUGGUGAAAUUUCAGAAAUGUCCAUGUCAUCAAUGAAUCAAAAUUCUGGCAGCCUUCCGGUGAGUUCUUCCUUUUCUGAACGGCUCUCCUCCUCCUCCCACCAACAGCAGCAACAACAUGACGACGGAGGGUCGAAAUCUGCCGCAAUGUUGGUAACUUCCAACCCGACGAGUAUCUCUGCCAUGUCAGGCUCAAUUCCACCUCCAUUCCGAUCUAACAUUCCGCCAAAUCGACAAUAUCCGGUGCCCAACUCUCUUCCCGCAGUACUCCCAAAUUCCGUUUCUGCGCCUUCAAUCCCAUCAGCGUUGGACGCCACAAGCCCCCAGAAUGGGGAACAUCGCGCAAUGAGGGCCUUGCAAUCUCCAUCAUCGAAGAUUGAAACGAUAAAAAAUUGGAGCAUCUCGACUUACAAGUGCACGAAGCAAAUGAUGUUUGAAAGGAUGGGGAAAAGUUCUCGGACAGUUGAUUCGGAGCUAGAAUCAAGAAUUGAACACUUACGGGAUAUUAAGCGCCGUUAUCUCCAAGUUUUGGGUCUUAGUCGAGCUUUCACUAGCCACUUUUAUCACGUCAUUCAGACACAGCAAGCUCUGGCAGAGGCAUUUGCUGAUCUUGCACAGAAAUCUCCAGAACUUCAGCAAGAGUUUUUGUAUAAUGCGGAUACACAGCGGAAUCUGCACAAAAAUGGAGAAAUUUUAUUGAGUGCUUUGAACUUCUUUUUGUCCUCGGUUAAUACGUUAUGCAACAAAACUAUUGAGGAUACAAUCUCAACGAUAAGGCAGUAUGAAAGCUCUCGACUUGAAUAUGACGCCUACCGAUCGGAUCUUGAGCUAAUGCUGCAAAUGCCAAAAACAGAAGCAACUUCGGUCAAAAUUGAAGAAGCUCAAAAGAAUUUCAACGUUUAUAAAAUCAGCUACGAAAAACUACGUGAUGAUGUCAAUAUUAAAUUACAAUUCCUUGAUGAAAACAGGAUAAAAGUGAUGCACAAGCAGUUGCUACUUUUCCACAAUGCAAUCUCAGCAUAUUUUUCUGGAAAUCAACAAGCGUUGGAAUCAACUCUAAAGCAAUUUAGCAUCAAGGUUAGAAGUCCGAAUUCAUCCGAAGCCUCGUGGUUGGAACAAUAACUAACUAACUAACUAAUUAAAACACUUUCAACUCUUUCUAGCCGUACUCUGAAUAAUUUCUACAAACAGGCUAAACAAGCAUUAUAUUGUAAUGUACCAAAUUAACGUUAACGUUCUAGUCGACCUGAUCUAGCUUAGAACAAAAUUUCUCAACAACAACAACACGGAACAGUAUAUAUCACUUUCUUACAUGAAGUAAUUGAUUAGCUAAUUAAUGUAUUUGUUGUACACACUCAAUUAAGUAUUAAUUGUUCACAUAAGUUGCAAACAAAAAAGUUCCAGUAUAUUGUACACCUUGGUAAAUUUUUAAGAAAUGUUUAGAUAAUAAUUUUUAAGUAUUAUCAUGGACUCAUAAUCAGAAACUGUCACACAACACCUACAACUCCAUACGUAACUAACUACGUAACUAGAGUAGAGCUGAUCUUACUCUAUCAUCAUCAUACAUAAAUAAUACCUCAAAAUUAAAGAUCACCAGAUUCCAAUAUAAUUCUAUGAAAACCUGAUUCCAAAUUUCAACAUGUAUCAAAUGCAGGUAAAUAACUCACUAUUAAUAGAAACUGAUGAAAGUUUGAACGUACAUAAAAAGUUAUUGGUGACAAAAGCAUGUAUUUUUGAGACGACGACGGACGUAUGUAAACUUUUUCAUCCAGUGAAUAAAAAGAAACAUUAGAUUUAGUUGAUUCAACAAACA